UGAUUUUCCAUCAUUGACCAGUGGUUUCCCAUCACCAUGCGCAAUCUUGAUUCCAGGGCAUCUUGUAUCGUUUCUGACAUCGGGACGACGAUACCAUGUUUGCCUCGCCGUCUCGAUAUAUAAAAGACGUUUUGCCCGCAAAAGUUUUUGCCCCUAAAGUACAUUGCCACAACAGAAUAAGACUAAAAUGUAAUCAAUAAAACGGAUAGAAUAUUCAAUUCAAUGCAAAUAACGGAGUUUUUUUCGGACAGAACAACCUCGAUUGCAAGAACUGUAGCGGUUUUGCCAUGAGGAUGAUGCCCUGGGAUCGAGGUUGUAGGAAGAAAAUUAAAUUAUUUCCGAAAUUACAAGCGUUACCCCUGGGUAAUUGCAAGGAGUACACACUGCAGGCUUAUUUGAUCAUUGUGACGAUAUAUCUGUUAUGCAAUUACCACAAACUCUAAUUCAGUACGCAGAACUGGCAUGUUUAGUUAACCUUAUCCCCAGGGCAUUUUGUACCUUUCUGACACUUGCACGGGCAUACAAACAUGUUUGCAUGAAAAUUUUCGCAACUACAGCUGAAACAUUGCCGUUUGCGUAACAUUAGUGAGACAAUGCUGUUAUAUGUCUAAUCAUUUCACACAGUGGAUACAAGGCUAACGUAUCCAACUUUCUAACCCUUACAACGUUAACAUUCAUCCAUAAUUUCAGUUGUCCGGGAAAGAAGUCAGUAAGAAACUUAUCUCGGAAUUCCGAAAAGCCUUAUCCUCCAAAAGACCCAUUUUUCCCUUUAAAAGUUUCCAAAGUAUUGUAUUGACAUCCUCGUCCCCAGGAUUUGUUGCUUGAUGUCAAAACCACUCCCCCGACCCUCGAUAUCAAAAAGGAAAUAAAACCUGAGUAUGGAGUUGAUUUUUACACCCUAAUGUUAAUUCAAUGGAGCCUGUACACGGCUGCAUUAGAAUUAAUAUUAAUUAAAAUAUAUAAUAGUUGUUCUAUUUUCCCAAUCGCAAAAGUUUGUACUGUUAAACAACCUAGUUCCCAAGAUGGGAACCUGUGAAAGAGAUCGACUGUUAAAAGUAUUAAAUACGCUAGAUAAGUUGAUCGCUUACGCAUGCGCUAAAUGUAAUGAGAACAUAAAGUGUACACCAGGUGAUAAUCAGUGUCACAGUUGUUGUCAUAUUUCAUAAGUAGACACAAAAACGUGUCAUGUUACUGCCAUCAUGAAAAGUUUAACACAAUCUGUUUAUGUUUCCAUCCAAGGCGAUUUAAAACAGAAUAUUUCUGUUGAGAUAAAAUUGCUCGCUGUCGUUUUUGCUACGGUGAUCGACAGUAAAGAAAGAAAAGAACACCACAUAAAACAACAACAGCAAAAACAGUUUGAAAGCGUAGAUGACAUGAGCUUGUCCUUGAAUGAUUUUUAGAAAGAAUGGCUUCGAAGUGUUUUAUAUUGCUCCCAUUGUUUUCUGCGAUUCUACAGUUCCUUACCACUUUAUCUAGCUAUGUCAUUGGAACACAAAUCAAAGAAAAUGUGCAUUAUCUCCCCUAUCCAAGUGAUUUGGGUGUGGAGAAUCCUGAGAGAGGAAUAUUCAGUGUCGGUUUGUGUGUAAGCACAGGGCUAACGUUUUCCGUGUUAUUAUUUCGUUGUAUGCAGGUUCAUUCGUUCUAUCCAAGAGUUUGUGGAAGAAUUAACGUGUUGUCUUUUGCUUGUGGUGUUGGCAUGAUUAUAGGACAGAGUAUAGUACCAGCGUUCUCAUUAGACGAAAACAAGUUCGUCCAUUACGCAGGAGCCGUCUUGUAUUUUAUUUCUGGUUGGUUAUACAUGGUCACACAAGCCCACAUCUCUCGCAGAUAUCCGUAUAAUCAUACGCAGUAUAUCAUAACACUUAGAGUAGUGUUUGCUAUUAUUGGGAGCGUGUGUCCAGUCACAUACAUUGUUGCGCGAAUAUUUGCACCUAAAGAAAGACAUAGAUAUUUUAUACCGCAAGUAUCUGAAUGGCUUUUAGCUGUGUUGUUUCUUGUUUUUAUCAGCACAUUCGCCUGGGAUUUUAGCAAGGCUCGUGUACGUUUAAACAGUUAUGAGAUCGGCCCACGUAGUCGCAAAAUGAGCGAAAGUUUAUUUGCUCGCAAGGACUGUGAAUCGAACAUGUAAUUUAUAAGCUAAACACAGUGACUUAAUUUAUGGAUAUUUUUCCUUAGCAUCCGUUGUAAUAAUCUAUAUUUUUUCUUAGCAUCGGAUGUAAUAAUCUAUCGUAAACCUAGAUUAGAUUUUUGUUUUUAUUUAAUUAGAGUAACUCACUCUUUAAGAAAUAAUAAAGACAUGUGAAUCCUUGUAACAUGACACUUGAAGUUUUUAUAUUUUCCUGAUGACAAUAUCCAAGACUCUACAUGCAACAGCUACAUUGUAGAGAUACUGGAACCAAGGUUGUAUGAUUUUAAAGUAAAUAAACCGGAACUAACUUAAUGUAUAUAACAUUUUAGGUAAUUUUCUACAGAGAUA
Hydractinia symbiolongicarpus is the source of this 2476-nucleotide messenger RNA. RefSeq names its product DNA damage-regulated autophagy modulator protein 1-like. Lineage: Eukaryota; Metazoa; Cnidaria; Hydrozoa; Anthoathecata; Hydractiniidae. The transcript has a single exon. Bases 1406 to 2128 code for a protein of 240 amino acids. The record is from RefSeq and is a predicted model, not a curated record.